AAACCCAGCCCAGUUCAAGACUCAUUGAUACACACUACAGCAACAGUCAAGACUCAUCUGUACAGACUACAGCAAGAGAUGGAUUAUUGGACGUUGGCCACUUUGGGAGGAGGCGCAGUAGCUGGGGUGGUCGGGGCUCCUUUUGUUCUGGGGGCCAUAGGUUUCACCUCAGCUGGAAUAGCAGCAAGCUCCAUUGCUGCUGGCAUGAUGUCGAGUGCUGCAGUUGCUAACGGAGGAGCAGUAGCAGCAGGAAGUACAGUGGCAGUUUUGCAGGCAUUAGGUGCAGGUGGUCUGACAGCAGCUGCCAAUGCAGUUGCGGCCAGCGUUGGAGCAGGCGUUGCAGCUGGCGUUGGAGAAGCAGUGGCUGCAAUCAUCUCAGACAAUUUAAAUGUUUUGGUCAAUAAAACGGUGUAACCUGUUGAAGA
Sebastes umbrosus (honeycomb rockfish) is the source of this 425-nucleotide messenger RNA. RefSeq names its product interferon alpha-inducible protein 27-like protein 2A. The record is from RefSeq and is a predicted model, not a curated record. Bases 79 to 414 code for a protein of 111 amino acids. The transcript is spliced from 4 exons. Lineage: Eukaryota; Metazoa; Chordata; Actinopteri; Perciformes; Sebastidae. Gene Ontology annotation, cellular component: membrane; mitochondrion. Gene Ontology annotation, biological process: apoptotic signaling pathway.